AGCCAGCUCCCGUAUGGGCACAUGCAUGGUACUAAGCUGUUGGUCAACAACUAGCCUAGAAGAUGUCGCUUCAAGCUGUAAUGGAUUGAAAUGGUUUUUACUAAACCCUUUUACAAAUCGCGAUGUUAUGGCAAACCUUAUCAGGCGUGCCGAAGUCAAUGGGUUUAAGGCAAUCGUGUUGACCGUCGACAUACCUGUUGUGGGCAAACGAUACGAUGGUUUCGGAGGCAUGUUUACCGCCUCCUAUUUCCCUAAUGUGAAAGAAGCAUUCAAAUGCGAAAAUUUGGAAAAUCUCACCCCCAAUAUUGCAAAUACAAUUCACAGCUCACUGGCAACAUGGGACGUCAUGAUUCCUUGGAUAAAGUCGGUGACGUCAUUGCCAGUGGUAUUAAAAGGUAUACUUGUCGUUGAUGAUGCGAAGUUAGCAGUGAAGUACGGUGCUGAUGGUAUCAUUGUUUCAAAUCAUGGUGGACGACAGUUCGACGGCGCUCCAGCGACGGUAGACACACAUUUUUGUAUUCUUAUCUUUCCAUAGCUUUCAUAAUCUUGUCCAAAAUUUAUUAAUUUUUUGACCAAUCACAUUGCUUAAUCUUGUCACAUAACGAGAAUUCAAACUUGGUGUAUCUGCUUCUUCUAAAUAUAUGUUUAUUUCGUCCUCCUUUAGCUUUAAGAAUCAAAUACCAAGUAAUCCUAUUUUAAUAAAUAAUAAAACGAACAGAUAAUUAUACCCAUGCCUCGGCGUGAAUAUGGGUGAGCGGCUUGUAUGAGAUAAACAUAUUGAUUUUAUCUGUUAUAAAGUUGGGGCAGGUAUUCGGGCAAUAAGACGAGUAAAGCCUUUUGUCCCAUUAACGAUAGGCCACUAAAAGCGCUAUACAUUGCCAUUGUGCAACCUUACUUUCAUUAGUGCCAUCCGCACUAUUGGAAAAGGAGCCUCAGCUACAGUGUUGCCGUACUUUGGAACAAUCGUCCUUUUGAGGCAAAAACCACUGCAUCGAUGAGCUUCUUUUUCUUGUUUAUUUAUUUAUUUACUUUGCCAUCAUACUUAUACAUUCAUUGGCCGGGAAACCACAACAGUUAUUGCCAAUUACAGCGAACCCCCAUUAGUUAUACAAAAACAGUUUACAAGGUAUACUAAACACACACAAUCAACAAUACUUGAACAACAGUCAUCACUCAUUCACACGCCCCUUAUGUAAACCAGGCAACAGUUGAUGAAAUAGAGUCUAUGCAUACUGUAUAUGUAUUUAUGUAUGUAAACGUUUGCAACCCAAACUGGUGGAAGCCAAAGAAGGCUUGAAAAGAAAGUGACGGAAUUUCUUACAAGUUUUUUUAAAUGCGUCUCUUAAUGGUUGAAGAUACAUAAAUAACAAUUUUCCUUAUUUUACACAAUUGUUGAAAACAGAACUUUCUCUCUUUAGAUAGAAGUCUUACCAGAAAUAGUGUCAGCCGUCGCCAACGACAUCGAGGUUUAUAUGGAUGGAGGUGUGAGAUCUGGUUCGGAUAUUUUCAAAGCUUUGGCUCUGGGAGCGCGUGCAGUGUUUGUAGGGAGGCCUAUCUUAUGGGGUUUGGCCUAUCAGGUAUGAAUACAGGUAACUAAUUUCGUUGACGAGGUUACUAUAAGGGAAUAUUAAUAUUCUUCACGGAAGCAAAAAUGUAUGAUUUGCUGUUAAAUUAUCAUCACUUAAAAACACGUCUGCUUAUUGAAUAAUAAUAGUUCAGUUUAACUUCUUCAAAAAAUGAUGUUCUGCUUAUGUUUUUGUCUUUGCUCUUUCGGCAUUACUUUUUAAUAAGUACUAAGAAUCUAUUCUCUAACCUGUAAACAAUCGCUGGAAGUAUUUUCAUUGUGUUUUUAUCCCUCUUAUAGCGAAUAAGCUGCUGUUUUCUCGUUCGGUAAUUUUUUAGCCCCAUCUUUUUUUUUUACUGGCAGGAUGUGAGCUAUUAUCCUGCCAGUAGAUAGCCAAUCAAAUUGCAGAAUAACUCGUAUCCGGUAGUUGUCUAUAUAAUAAAGCCGGUUUUCCACUUCAAGUGUACCGUACCGAAACGUAUCAAAAACGUUUCUAAAUUUCAAAAUUUCGUGAAUGUUGAUUGGUUAGUACUUCCGUAGUACGCCAAAAAGUUGACUUGUGACGAACUUUUCAUUUUGAUACGCGAACACACCCGGAAGUACGUGGAUUUAGAAACUUCUUUUCAAUCUGCGCAUGCUCACCAGUACGUUUCGGUACGAAACGGGCGAAGUGGAAAACCAGCUUAAUAGCUAUUUUGCAUGACGUACCAACAGGGACGUGGCGAAAAAUUUGUCGUGGGGGUUUAAGAGUCGAAAUUGCCUUAUUAAUUUUUAUCUAAUAUAAUAUAGCCUUGCGAAGUUUGCCGUUUUUCAGUCAUCUUGCAUUACAAAUGGGAAAUUGAUAAUCAGUUUGAUCAUCUGAUUAUCAAUUUCCCGUUUGUAAUACAAAAUGACUGAAAAACGGCAAACUUCGCAAGGCUAUACUAUCCGCAUUUUACAACAUUUCGCAACGAAACUUCGGAAUAUUACUAAUUUUGCGAUGCUUUUUCAAGCUGUGAUGAAAUUUUUGUCCAGACUUGUCUAGAUCAAAAUUUCACUUAAAAGGGGAAAGGUCUAUUGCAAAAUAGCCUGUUGGGAAAUCCGCUCACCAAUGAGUGAGAAACUCGAUUCAGUAUAGGUAAUAGCAUGGUUUCGAGUGCAAUUUGGAUAUAACAUGCACGAGUGAGUUUUUCAAAGACCUCGAAAUAGGACGAGUCCGAAGGACGAGUGCUAUUUGAGGUCUAUGAAAAACUCACGAGUGCAUGUUUAUCCAAAUUUCACGAGAAACCAUGCUAUUACUUAUUAAUAAUUUACAUAAAAAUGUUCGAGACAAUUGUAGUUUUAACUUACGCGUUUAUAGCUAACAUUCCACCGGCAAACUUUUCCUGGCUUUGUUAUAUCACAUUAUGCAACGCUAACAGCUUGAAAAUUCCACAACUAUGUAAUUUUUGUUAGUCUUGUUUAAGGUCAAUGCUUUUCCAUUUAAAAAUAAAGAUAAAAGCCAUAUUUUUCACGCGAAAGCAACUUUUACUUUACUGUAGCGCGGCGCCAUGUUUGUUUUGUUUCGGAAGCAAUCUGUUACCGUUACUUCUUUAAACUAAAUUGCUUUAAACUGAUUGGUUGAUUUAAUCAUCACAAUGUUUUUCCACCAAUCAGAUCAGUUUGUUACAGAUUUUUGCACUGUGAUUACAGAAAAUUGCACUGUUGUUUGGGAUUAACUGCACUGAAAUCAACCAAUCACAGUCGAGUAAUAUCUUUAUGUAUAUUAUUAUUAGCAUUACAGCCAUACAAAAGUGCUAUAAAAUAUAUAACCACGAUUGAAGGUAUGGUCAACAGGACAUGAUUCCCAUGUGAAGACCAACCUGACACAAAACAACAAAUAGACAUACAUUAAAAAGACAAGGACUGUCUGGAACACUAUUUACAUAACUAUAUAAAAAUGAAUAGGUUAGAUUAUCAGCAACAGCUUAAGUUGAAAGAACGACAUUUAGAACAGUGUAGGUUUUCAAAGUGCGCAUUCUGUUAACAUCGAAAGGAAAGUCUAAUUGAGAAGAGUAGUGAAUAUGGAGCUGGAGCUUAAAGGACGAAACAGACGAACUGUUACGAGAUUGUUCCAUAGAAAGAUAGACAAUGCGGUUAAAAAAAGAGUUUCAAAAAAAGAGAGGUUUUGCACGGAUUGAAGCAAGUUGUCCUUGCUUGAACAGGUGCGAGACGAGCGAUAGAAGUAACGGUACGUGACAAAAGAGGAGAUAUCUGGUUCGAACAGGCCUUGCUUACAUUUGAAAAAAAAAGAUGAGAUCCUUUAUUUCAAGCCAGUAUAAGAUAUAUGUAAUAAAUUAAUUAAGUUUCCUAAGACGCUAAUGUCUUUCAUUUCUGACAAUGGUAAACCUGCUUAUAAAUUUGAGUAAUUUCACUCAAAAUUUGAGUCACGGCAUGUGAGUGGAUUAUUUGACCACAAUAUUCAUGUAAUUCGCUUUUUGUGAGAUAUCUCUUUCUAGCGGCCACCAUUUUCUCGAGGUACGUUAUUUUCAGCAAUUUAUAGAGGGGUUCGAACGUUACUUUCGAUAAAACAGUGAAAUUUUGGUUGCUAAUAUGAGUAUAUUCUAUUCUUUUAAUAAGGUUGUCCAAGAUUAAAAGAUAUUCUCAAUGAAAUGGUUGUCCACGAAUCGUUGUAUCGGUCAAAGUUAUGAAUCUAUUUUUACAGAAAUUGAAGAAAAUUUUACAUUUCCGUCGACUCAAGCGUAAAAUGGGGCGUGAGACUUGACAGCGUCGAAGUAGUUUAUCGAAAGCCCCCAUUUUCAGAAGGCUGGAACAUUAAGGCGCUUGAUUAUUUGAUAAAAAUGGAAAAUAAUUUUUGUUAGGAGAAACUGAGCAAAAUAAAAUAUGGCUAUUUGCUU
Paramuricea clavata is the source of this 4440-nucleotide messenger RNA. The record is from the annotation of a GenBank genome assembly. NCBI's taxonomy places the organism in Eukaryota, Metazoa, Cnidaria, Anthozoa, Malacalcyonacea, Plexauridae.